Messenger RNA from Bicyclus anynana (squinting bush brown), 1350 nucleotides. RefSeq lists its product as uncharacterized. NCBI's taxonomy places the organism in Eukaryota, Metazoa, Arthropoda, Insecta, Lepidoptera, Nymphalidae. The transcript has 2 exons. The record is from RefSeq and is a predicted model, not a curated record. The coding region runs from base 730 to 1230 and encodes 166 amino acids.
UUCAUGAAUGUGCUUGCCUGUGGAUUGUUUUCUUGUGUUUUUUACGACUUUGCUUUGUUUACCGGACUCCGACGAUUUCUCGCACGAACGACCUUGGCACGUAUUCUUGAUUCUGAUUUUGCACACACGAACGAUUUUGCCACGCACACUGGACUUCGCUUUUGGCAAGAUGGACGUUGAUUCUCUUUUUAAUACGACGGACGAUGGUUUACGAAGCCCUGUGCCUGGACCAUCAGAUAUGUCUUCAGGCGACUCGACGGUUGCAGGCGGUUCGACGGCUGAAGGUUCAACGGCGGCAGGCGACUUAACGGCUGAGAGCCCUGUGCCUGGCCCAUCUAGAGUAGGUGAUUCUAAUGAACCACCUGUUAAACGCAGACUGUAUGUGUCGGAAGUAGUCAAUCAUUGGAAUAUAACAAGAUUAAACCGAUUACUGGGGGCAAAGGAGCAGUGUGUGACUUUCGCGGAGGAAAAAGAUAUGGUGGCAGAGGAAAAAAUAUGCCGGACUCACCAAGUGCCGUUGCAUUUAAAAGCAACAAAUGAUUCCUUUGGUUCUUGGGCUUGUUACAAAAAAUCUUGUAAAAAUAAAAACAAAAUACCCAGAGCCAAAGAAACAUUUUUUGAAAAUGUCAAGAUUGACAUAAGACAUGUUUUCUAUUUAAUAUAUGCAUACGCCCAUGGUUUUAACCAAGACACUACAAUACACGAGGACCCAUUAAAAGAAGAGGGAAAAUGUUUAUCCGAGCCACCAUAUCGGAUUGGUUUUAUUAUUGCAGGGAAGCUGUACUAUAUUUUAUAAACAAACAAGAUAAUGUAGGAACAAUUGGAGGACCUAAUAAGAUAGUUCAGAAUGAUGAAUCCAAGUUUGGCAAGAGAAAAUAUAAUAAAGGUCGGCAUAUAGAAGGACACUGGGUUAUUGGAAUGAUUGAAGAUGGACCUGGAGACUUGAGAUUGGAGGUGUGCCCGGAUAAUAUUCGGAGUGCGGAUGUGUUGGUGCCCUUUAUAAAGAAACACGUAGAAGUGGGCACCACAAUACACACCUACUUUUGGCAGGCAUAUGAUUGCCUUAGUCAUCACGGGUACACCCACAAGAUAGUUAACCAUUCAGAUCCAGAAAACCCCUUUGUUGCUCCAGAUGGGACUUAUACUCAAAGAAUAGAGUCCCAAUGCAGAGGGGUAAAAGAUAUUUCAAAAAAGAAAAUUAUAAUAACCCUAAUAAUUUUGCCGAUCUAAUCAUGGAAUACAUGUGGAGGAGAAAUGUUAUGAAAUAUAAAAAAGAUCCAUUCAUUAAAUUGUUGGAAGCAAUUAAGUUUGUAUAUGACAUAAAUAAAUAAUUUUAAAGUAUUUUGUAUC